Elaeis guineensis (African oil palm) is the source of this 1220-nucleotide messenger RNA. NCBI's taxonomy places the organism in Eukaryota, Viridiplantae, Streptophyta, Magnoliopsida, Arecales, Arecaceae. The record is from RefSeq and is a predicted model, not a curated record.
AUGGCCGUCCAUCUCGUGAUGGUGGCCAUGGAGGGCUGCCCGGCAUUCAGAGGAUCCUGGCUGUCGUCCCGCACCCUUUGCUCCAACCCCAGCCACUCUCGCUCGCUCCCUCUCAUCCUCUCUCGGCAAUGGGCUCGGCCCCCCACUUCCCCACGCUCUGCUGCUAUUCCCAUCCCACGACGCCUCUCCUUCUCUCCUCCACCUCCUCUCUUCCCAUCGUUUCUUCCCGAACCCUAACGUCUCGCCUCGCCCACGGCUCGAUUCUCCGCCUGGGAUUCGUCCCUCUCUCGUCGUGGAUCGGUCUGAAGCAUUUCGGCAUCUCAUUCCGGCAAGGUUACGGCCACAGAGAAAAGAAGGGAAAAUGUUGUGGUAAAGUUGUUUAUGCUUCUUUGUUUGGAGUUGGAGCUCCAGAAGCUUUGGUUAUUGGAGUGGUGGCUUUGCUAGUCUUUGGUCCUAAAGGACUAGCUGAGGUGGCACGCAACUUGGGAAAAACUUUGCGUGCUUUCCAGCCAACGAUAAGAGAGCUUCAGGAGGUGUCAAAGGAAUUCAAGAGCACCCUUGAACGGGAGAUAGGACUUGAUGAAGUUGCAUCUUCUACAAAUUACAACAUCAAGCCUACUCCAAAUGUCAAUGAAAAUCAACAAGUUGUAAUUGACCCAAAUGGAAAGCAUUCAGCUGGACCAUACACCAGUGAAGAACUUUUGAAAAUCACAGAAGACCAGCUGGCUGCAUCUGCUACCAGACCUCAAACAGAGGCAUCCCCUUCUGAAGAACAACCGCAAGAUUAGCAUGUCUUCUGACAGUAGCAUCAUCAACUUCAGAAGUUGCAGCCGCCAAUUCCUCAGAAGUUCCAGCUUCUCCUGUUGCUCCAGAUGCUGCUGCUCAAGUACCUUCAUCUGAGAAGGCAGAGAAUGAUAGAUGACAAUUUCUAAGCGAGCAUCAUCAUAAGAAGCUACAGGUCAAGAGGACAAUAACGUUGUCCAUACUAAAACUGGAGCUAUAAAGUCAGAAAUUUCUGGUGAUAGAAGGGAAUCUUGUACUCCUUGUAGGCUUGUGUCUGUGAUAUUUGUAUAAUGUGAUUGGAGAUGGGCAUAGCAUCAUUAAUGGGUCAUAGAAUUAUCAAGCUAGUUGUCCGGCUCAUGUUGCGGGUUUCGGAUACGUGUCUAUGUCUUUUUCCCCCAUCAAGCAGCUAAUAGAAUGAGAUUCUUUGAUAUUUUUAA